ACACUCUGGGUUUUUCUCCUGAAAUGUUGUGGUCAAAUGGUGGAGGAGGACCACGUGAGCCGAGCAGUGCACCAUCACCAGACCAUCAUCGUGCAAUGCAUUCUGUACCACCAAUUGUGGCAUCUGAAAUGCAACAAUUGAUUGAUGAAAUGCGUCUCCAAGAUUUCGACUCCAUCAGAUUUGCCACGUAUCGAGCCGCCUGUAAACUGCGAUUUAUUCAACAAAAGACGAAAGUUCAUUUGGUAGAUAUUUGGAAUAUGAUUGAAGCUUUUCGAGAAAACGGACUCAAUGCAUUACCCCUACAUACUGUGAUCAAAACGUCACGCGCCGAGCUUCUGCUAACUACAGUAUUCCACAAUUUGAAUAAAAGACUUGUAGCGUCACAACAUGUGGACACGGAUGUAUCGAUUUCUUUGCUACUCGCGUUUUUGUUAGGUGCUUAUGAUAAACAAAAUACCGGACGUUUGACGGUUUUUUCAAUAAAAGUCGCGUUGGCAACACUCUGCGCUGGAAAAUUGGUGGACAAGCUGAGAUACAUUUUCUCUCAAAUCGCUGAUUCGAAUGGAUUAAUGGAUCAUAUUAAAUUUACUGAUUUUUUGCAACAAAUCCUCUCCCUAACCACUGCAGUUUUCGAAGCACCGACGUUUGGAUUUUCCGAAAACGCGGUUAAUCAGUGCUUUCAUAAGGAUGAGAAAGUAUCUUUGAAUGUGUUUCUGGACACUUUUUUGAGCGAUCCAUGUCCCCCAUGCAUAAUGUGGCUCCCCUUGCUACAUCGAAUGGCGUCUGUGAGCAACGUGUACCAUCCGGUGGUGUGUGAUGCGUGUCAAGUCAGAAGUUUCACAGGAUUUCGGUAUAAAUGUCAGCGAUGCGCCAAUUAUCAGUUGUGUCAAAGCUGUUUUUGGCGGGGAAGGACGAGUCAAAAUCAUUCAAAUGAGCACGAGAUGAAAGAAUAUUCCAGCUAUAAAUCGCCGACAAAACAGCUCGUACACUCAAUUCACAAAAGUCUCCAAUGUAUUCCUGCCACGUCAACCGUCGGCGAUGCAAACAUCGAUAUUUUUAACGCAAAAAUCGGUGGCCCGGUCAGCAGCAAACCUGCUCGACCGCUAAACCUGAACAACAUCGUCCCGGCGACACCGACGACGAUCCGCCGGCAACACGCUGCCACGUCAUCAGCGGACUGGCCGACGUCACCGGUACUUCUGCCGGGACAGGCGUCGCAUGGAGGAGUUAUUGAUGAUGAGCAUAAGCUUAUUGCGAGAUAUGCAGCAAAGUUGUCGGGAAGGGCUGAUUAUCCCCUAUCAAACGGUCGAAGUAUGAAUAGUUCAAUGGUCGGAGACGAACGGACCCUUAUUGCUCAACUGGAAGAAGAAAAUUCAAUGAUGGUACGGGAAAUGGCUCGACUGGAGAGCCAAACAACUUCCGAUGACGGGCUCGCCGGGCUCCGCGACCGGAAAAUGGAAUUGGAAGAGAAAAUGUUUGAAAUGCAACAGAGGAGGAGAGAAUUAAUGAUGCAAUUGGAGCAUUUAAUGGCUCAGUUGAAUACGGGACCCCAACCAUCAGGAGGUGUAUCAUCUGCUUCUCUAUCCCAAUUACCAUUCACUGCAUCGGAUCAACAGUUGACUGGAGUCAAUUCGACAGUAGCAAAUGCAUUCCGUGCGGGAAGUCUGCCGGCGACAAGUCUACAAGGAGACUUAUUACAUGCUGCUGAUCAAAUUACUACUAAUAUGAGCGAUCUUGUGCGGCAACUUGAUUUGGCUCAAUCAGACGAAAAUGGCGUAACAAUCAAUGGCUUCUGAAAAACCUCGAAUUCCUCCAGAUUAAUCUCAAAAAAUUGCAACUCUCAUAUCGGGUCGCCAUCGUCCAAAUUGGCUCCGAGCUCAAUUUCCAUUGUUUUUUUUUGUAAAUUUUUUAGGCAACAAUUUUCAUUGCGAAAAUUUUUUUUGAAAAAAUAUGAAUAUGAUAAAUAAUCAAAA
Molecule: messenger RNA, 1973 nt
Organism: Caenorhabditis elegans
Lineage: Eukaryota; Metazoa; Nematoda; Chromadorea; Rhabditida; Rhabditidae
Gene: dyb-1
Product: Dystrobrevin-1
Exons: 10
Coding region: 24-1796 (590 amino acids)
Biological process (GO): muscle cell cellular homeostasis; modulation of chemical synaptic transmission
Cellular component (GO): cytoplasm; dystrophin-associated glycoprotein complex
Molecular function (GO): zinc ion binding
Source: RefSeq, marked reviewed